Apis florea (little honeybee) is the source of this 745-nucleotide messenger RNA. It is a transcript of the gene PolZ2, whose product is annotated as DNA polymerase zeta subunit 2. NCBI's taxonomy places the organism in Eukaryota, Metazoa, Arthropoda, Insecta, Hymenoptera, Apidae. The record is from RefSeq and is a predicted model, not a curated record. Gene Ontology annotation, cellular component: zeta DNA polymerase complex.
UAUUUUUUUGUUCUAAUUAUUUUUUAUUAUAUUUUUAUCAUUUUAAAAACAUUCUAAAAAAUGUCUGAAGAUAAAUUAGUGGCUACUGAUAUUUUACUGGAAUUUUUAGAAGUAGCAUUCAAUCAUAUCUUAUUUUUUAGAAAUUUAUAUCCCAAAGAAAUAUUUGUAAAAAAAAUAUAUAGUGUAGUUGUAUAUAUUUCUGAACAUCCUGAGCUUAAUGAAUACAUAAAAAAUGUAUUAAAUGCAAUUAGAGAAUUAGUGAAAGAGAAUGAAAAUAAUGUUAAAGCUGUGAAUCUAGUUUUUUAUAAUAAAAAAAGAGAGCCAAUUGAGAAAUUUGUUUUUGAUUUUAUUAAAUUACAAGCAAAUAGCACAGAAAAAGAUCCAUAUUAUUUAAAAACAGAAGAAUCAUUAAGAACAAUUUGUUUGAAAUUAUCAAUGUGUGAAGCAUAUUUGAAACCAUUGCCAGAAGAUUCAUCCUUCUCUAUUGAAAUUCAAACACAUGAAACUGCACAUAUUACUUUAAGUGAAAAUCCUCAUUGUGAAGAUUUUCCAUGGAUUAUCGAUGAAAAUGUUUUUGAAAUGACUAACAAAAAUUUACUUCCAUUGAAAACUAUAAAAACAGAUUGUCUAAAUUUGCAAAUGUAUGUUAUUGAAGAUGAAAAUAAAAAAUGCACAGAUUAAUUACAAUUGUAUGUAGUAAUCGAUGUAAUAAUUGAUAAUAUGUAUUCACUAAAUAAUUAUUAAU